Molecule: messenger RNA, 1008 nt
Organism: Pestalotiopsis fici W106-1
Lineage: Eukaryota; Fungi; Ascomycota; Sordariomycetes; Amphisphaeriales; Sporocadaceae
Exons: 6
Coding region: 1-1008 (335 amino acids)
Molecular function (GO): oxidoreductase activity, acting on the CH-OH group of donors, NAD or NADP as acceptor
Source: RefSeq, a predicted model, not a curated record
AUGAGUAUUGUGCUUGUUACUGGAGGUAGCGGGUUUAUCGCUGCGCAUAUCAUAAGGACCCUAUUGCAAAACAGCUACACAGUGGUCACUACCGUCCGGUCGCCAGCCAAGGGCAACAAUGUCCUUACCAGCCAUGCAGAUAUCUCCAAUGGCAAGCUCUCAUAUCUUGUAGUGAGCGACAUUACCAACCCAAAAGCUUUUGAACAUGUUUUCCGUCGAGGAAUUCCUUUUUCUGCCGUGUUCCACACGGCAUCCCCCUUUCACGACAACUUUGUGGACCCGGUUGAGGGUCUAUUGAAGCCGGCCAUCAGUGGUACAAAGAAUAUACUACACGCAAUCAAGGCCUAUGCGCCUACUUGCAAAAGAGUGGUUAUUACAUCGAGCUUCGCAGCCAUCGUCAACCCUAACCGGCCGCCCAAAAUCUACGAUGAAUCGUCGUGGAACCCCGUAUCAUGGGAUGAGGCCGUUACAGACCGCACCAAGGCGUACCGUGGAAGCAAAACGUUUGCGGAAAGGGCCGGGUGGGAGUUUGUACAAGCAGAAAAGCCAGGUUUCGAUCUCGUCACCAUCAACCCGCCACUAGUAUACGGGCCAGUAGUGCACCACCUAUCUACGCUGAAUAAUCUCAAUACCUCGAACCAGAGGAUACGGGACUUUAUUCAAGGCAGAUAUUCGAUGCAGGCAUUGCCCCCGACUGGGACUUUUCUAUGGGUGGACGUCAGAGAUGUUGCAUUGGCACACAUGAGAGCAAUCCAAGUCCCCGAAGCCGGCAAUAAGCGCUUCUUUGUGGUUGCCGGUCACUGUUCAAACAAGAGGAUUUGCGACGUUAUCCGGCAGACACACCCAAAACUAUCUUCGCUACUGCCAGACAACGCCAUUGACGACUUUCCCAGAGACGUCUAUGGCUAUAAUAAUGCUAGAGCCCAAGAUAUACUGGGUGUCAAGUUCCGACCGUUGGAGGAAUGCAUCAAAGACACGGCGGCCUCCCUGUUGGAUCUAGGCGCUUGA